AUCAAGUACCUUUUUGAAAACCACACAGCUUAUUUGGACCGCAUCUACAUUAUAUUUUCACUACUGGCAUAGAGGAUAUUAAUUAGAACCCAAUGGCUACAUAUCCUGAAAUUAAGAGCUAGAGCUACCAAUUGGUUUGUGCAGAGAAAUAGAAUUGAGCUUUGCAGAGCAGUGACGAUGGUGAGAACUCCAUGUUGUGAGAAGAUGGGCUUGAAGAAGGGAUCUUGGACACGAGAAGAAGAUCAGAUAUUGAUUUCUCACAUUCAACGAUAUGGCCAUGGAAUCUGGCGUGCCCUUCCAAAACAAGCUGGUCUGUUAAGGUGUGGUAAGAGUUGUAGACUUCGUUGGAUAAAUUAUUUGAGUCCAGAUAUUAAACGAGGGAAAUUCAGCAAGGAAGAAGAAGAGAUCAUCCUCAAAUUACAUGGAAUUCUUGGAAAUAGAUGGGCUACUAUUGCGACAAGAUUACCAGGACGAACCGACAACGAAAUAAAGAAUUUUUGGCACACCCAUUUGAAGAAGAGGCUUGAGAGAAGUAAAGUGAUAAAUACCUACUCUAAUCCCUUGCAAGAGGCACAAACAGCUUCUAGUGCAAGGACUUUAAUAAGUGUUCCACGAGUAGCGGUGGAAGCUUCGGGUGCUUCUUCUAGUAGAAAUCCACCUAUUGUAGGUCUAGGAUUUUAUGGUGUUGCCUCUUCUGAUAUUCUAGGACAAAUAAUUGGCAAUAGUUCUCACAGUCGUCAGAUCGAUAAAGAACUGGAAUUUCGGUCUAAUGUGUAUAUGAACAGUCAUCACAAGGGUAUGAAAAUGUAAGACAUGUUGCAUAAUAAAUAUGUAUGGAUCUGAGUACUGUGGCGCUUUCUAUAGGGUUUUUAUUGAUAAUCGCUUCAGCUGUGUUUGUGUGCAAAAUUUUAUUACUUAGUUUCACUUUGAUUUUGGCAAGGAAGAAAUGUAACAAAGGCUGAAGAAGGUUAUGUAUAGUUAGGAGGAAUAGUGACAUUUUGUUUCAUCUUGUAUCCUGAUUCCUAAGUUCUCGAGUUUGUAUAGUGUACGUAUUCGGUAUUUCUUUUAUAAAGACGUGAAUUAAAUUUUAUUUA
Glycine soja is the source of this 1094-nucleotide messenger RNA. Its product is annotated as transcription factor MYB4-like. The transcript has 3 exons. The coding region runs from base 178 to 810 and encodes 210 amino acids. NCBI's taxonomy places the organism in Eukaryota, Viridiplantae, Streptophyta, Magnoliopsida, Fabales, Fabaceae. The record is from RefSeq and is a predicted model, not a curated record.